UUCCAAGCAUGUCCAUUGUACCAGUCUUGUCUGCCGCGGCUGCGAGCUGUCGUCCGCUCACAACGUGAUUCUGGUAGAAAACCACGUUUCCCUCGCUUCUGUCGCUCGUCUCGCUUUUAAGAAUCGCGCGGCGGUCGUUGUCAUCAGUUUAGAGGGGACAUUUAUGGGCGUCUGGCGGUUGCCAGCUUGCGGUUAGCACCGGAGCUAACAGGCGUUCCUGCGGUGGCUGGUCGUCUUUGUGGCGUGGAUCCACCGGGAGUCUGGGAGAAGUGUGCUGGAUGGCAACCCGGCUCCGAUAAGGUCGCCACUUCGGGAUUUCUCUGCUGUCAACCUACGAGUUAGCGACUUGAUGUAGCCAGGCUAAGCUAGCCCUUGCUACCGGUUGUUUUUUUUUUUAUCCCACCGCUACGUCGAUAGAGCGCAAAGUUUUUAAAACACCGCUGUGUUUUUAUCCUCCGGAAGUCGCCAGACUACGUUGCUUCUCGCCAGGAUGAACGGCUUCAGCACCGAGGAAGACAGCCAUGACGGACCGCCGGCGCCGCCGUUCUACGGGCAGAGCUGCUGCCUGAUCGAGGACGGCGAGCGCUGCGGCCGCUCGGCUGGAAACGCCUCCUUCAGCAAGAGGAUCCAGAAGAGUAUAUCUCAAAAGAAGCUCAAGUUGGACAUCGACAAGAGUGUGCGCCACUUGUACAUCUGUGACUUCCAUAAGAAUUUCAUCCAGAGUGUGCGCAACAAGAGGAAGAGGAAGACCAGCGAUGACGGCGGCGAGUCCCCGGAUCACGACGUGGAAGUUCCCGAGGUCGACUUGUUCCAGCUGCAAGUCAAUACGCUGAGACGCUACAAGCGACACUACAAGCUGCAGACCCGGCCCGGACUGAACAAGGCUCAGCUGGCCGAGACGGUGAGUCGUCACUUUCGGAGCAUCGUGGUGAACGAGAAGGAGACGCUGACCUACUUCAUCUACAUGGUGAAGAGCAGCAAGAGCCGUUUGGACCAGAAGGGUGACGCAGGUAAGCCGCUGGACUGAGUGGCGCCUGCCCCCCGACCUCGCGACCCCUGGAGGACGUUUGACAUUGACAUUUGAGAUUCCGGACCCGGACCGGCUACGUUUUGCGUCUUCUCCCGCGGUUUCCUCUCUGAAAGCGUUUCAUGGAUCUCCAGACCGUAAAGACUCGAGAGCGCCCGAGCUUUGGAUCCGACGCGGCGGCCUUCUCUUCUCUGCCGACGGCAGGAGCCAAGUUUGUGCCAAACAGACAAGCCUUUUCUUGCUGAACCAACACUGUUGAAGCAGCUUCUGGAUUACUGCACCACCUCACCAAAAACUCUGCCAGCUUCGAUGUUCGGGUGGACUCCGUUUUAAAUCUUUCUCUUUAGUUUCGUCUUAGCUUGUCGUCGUCUUUUGUUGCCCGUUUUCUGUUUUAAACUAGAAAGAAAUUGAUAUUUAAACGUCUCAGCAGCGAUAUCCAAAUCACAUUUGGAACAUACGAUAGGUUUGAUAGCUGUUUUUAAUAAAUCAAUAAAUGAGGUGAUUUGGUUUUAAAUUGAUGCAAGUGGAAGCUACCAAAACUGUUUUUUUUUGUUUUAUAGACACUAACUUCCUCCGUAAGCUGCGUUCAUAUGAAUGUCAAUAAGGUGGAUAUGAGUUGAUGUUUCAUGUUUGGAGUUUUAUAGUUCCUGAUUCAGUAUUUAUCUCGACCGAACGUCUUCGUAAGACCUUUACAUUCUUGCAUCAAUUCACUCUGUUCAUUUUAUUCUGACAUUGUUGAAAUUAUUUUUAAAAAGUUAAGACAUUGAAAUAUUCAACUCAUAUCAGAUUAUUGCUGUUUGUGCGAACAUGGGCUCAGAUAAAAACAACUUUCCUCGCCUUUCCUGAUGGAAUGAACAGGUUUGUUAUGGUGAAUUAACCCACAAAAAAUGAAUUUAAAACAAGAUUUAGGGAGGAGAUGAUCUGAGCUAGUCCAGAUUAGAGGUGCUGUUGACUUUUUUAAAUUCUGCCCCUCUGCUGCCCCACACUGUCUUUCAUUUGCAUGCCUUUCAUUUGGUCCCCAAUCUUCCCCUUUCUCUCACUCUCUGUCUCAUUGUCAAAAUGUCGCGCAGCUCUAAUCUGGACUUGCUCCUCCACGUUGCAUGAACAAGUGUCAUUGAUUUAUGGAGUUGCAGCAGAGGACCGAGUGGGUAUGACCUGAUACUUAAUGCUCCGUGGUGACAGCAUGAAUCGUACACAUUCGCCGGUUGGGCUUCAAUUGGAUUUCACCCCACCCUCCACAGUUUCUUUCUCUCGUCUAUUGUAUUUGAUUUUUGCUCGUAGUUUUGUUAGCGUCGUGUAAAUAACAGCGUCUGUAUCGGCCCGCGUUGUUUUGGUAUAUUUGUAUUUAAAUAUGGCUGCUUGUCGCUCCUAACAACAAUAAAUGUAUUGUACAUACA
Molecule: messenger RNA, 2424 nt
Organism: Synchiropus splendidus (mandarinfish)
Lineage: Eukaryota; Metazoa; Chordata; Actinopteri; Syngnathiformes; Callionymidae
Product: histone deacetylase complex subunit SAP30L
Exons: 4
Coding region: 491-1027 (178 amino acids)
Biological process (GO): regulation of DNA-templated transcription
Cellular component (GO): histone deacetylase complex
Molecular function (GO): transcription coregulator activity; protein binding
Source: RefSeq, a predicted model, not a curated record